Molecule: messenger RNA, 1064 nt
Organism: Pyrus x bretschneideri (Chinese white pear)
Lineage: Eukaryota; Viridiplantae; Streptophyta; Magnoliopsida; Rosales; Rosaceae
Product: reticulon-like protein B11
Exons: 6
Coding region: 102-725 (207 amino acids)
Source: RefSeq, a predicted model, not a curated record
CUUCUUAAAACCAUUUCCAUUCAUUUUUGUAAUUUCCAUCUCCCUCCCUAUCAAGUACCUCUCUCCUUCCAUCUCUCUCCUCUCUGAAACCCUAAAUCUCCAUGGGAGAAUCUAUGCCUCCUCGUCGCAUUUCCGUUCACCAAACUCUCGGAGGUGGCCCUGUUGCCGAUGUGCUGCUGUGGAAGAAAUGGAGUGGAGGAGUUUUACUGCUGACCUCUACGACGGCGUCGUGGUUGCUGUUUGAGCGAGCUGGUUACAAUCUCUUGUCAUUUGUGGCCAAUGUUCUACUGCUUCUUGUGGUCAUCCUUUUCCUCUGGGCCAAAUCUGCUUCUCUUCUCAACAGACCUUUGCCUCCUCUCCCUGAUAUGGAAAUCUCUGAGGCCAAUGUUGUGAAGGCUGCUGAUGCACUGCAUGCUGGGAUUAAUCGUGUACUGUCUAUUGCACGAGACAUUGCUAUUGGGAGAAAUUGGAAGCUCUUUCUUCAGGUUGCUUUCUGCUUGUGGCUAGCUUCUUAUGUUGGAAGUUUCUUCAACUUCCUAACGCUUUUCUACAUUGGGGUUCUUCUAAGUCUUUCAGUGCCCGUGUUGUAUGAUAAGUAUCAGGACCACAUUGAUGAUAAGCUGCAUGUAGCAAACAGAGUAAUACAAACACAGUACAGGAAAAUUGAUGAUAGCAUCCUAAAGAAAAUUCCUUUGGGUUCAAACAAGGAGAAGAAGCUACAGUAGGGUAUUAUGGAGCUCCGGAAAGUGUGAUAACAACCUUAUACAAGGCUUUCAACGUACGAAGUAGUGUACUUCGGUUAUCUUUUUAUUGGCAUGCUGCGGCUAUACAUAUUGACAGUGAAACAGCAUCAUUGACAAGACUUGGGUGGAUCCCGUUAGUGUCUGCAUUUGAGUUUCAGCGUUACAUUGUUUUUGGCUUUGGAUUGUAUAAUCUUGUUAGGUUUUUGGUGAAUAGUUAUUGGAUCAUUGGAUCUUGGUGGUUAAAACUUUGUGUUCAUCUCCAUGGGAUGAAAGAGAGAAACUUAAUCCUUCUAAUGAAAUAUAGAGUGUUUUGGUUUGCCA